Molecule: messenger RNA, 1739 nt
Organism: Pseudonaja textilis
Lineage: Eukaryota; Metazoa; Chordata; Lepidosauria; Squamata; Elapidae
Source: RefSeq, a predicted model, not a curated record
UGAGGGUGUCCAGCUACAACUACUUCCAAGCCAUGAGGUUUGCAGUGGAAGAGAUCAAUAACUCCACCAGCCUCUUGGCCAGGGUCCUGUUGGGCUACGAAAUGAUGGACAUCCGCUACCUCACCAACGCUGUCCACCCCAUCCUGUAUUUCCUCGCCGACAACCGCUCGCCGAUCGAAAUUGGCAGGAAUUGCGCUUCGUACCAUCCCACGGUCGUUGCCAUCAUCGGUCCGGAUUCAUCCCCAGCGGCCAUCGUGGCGGCUUAUAUUCUGAGUCCCCUUCUGAUCCCACAGGUGAGCUGCGUGGAUUCUCUCCGGGGAAAAGCAGGCGGGGAGAAGCCUGCCAGGUCACCUCCGGCGCCACCCUGGGAGCUCUCCACAACCCCUGGGAUAUUCCCUGUCGCUUUCUGCACCACCCCGAGUGCCAGGCGGCAGGUUGCGGUCAUGCUGCGGCGGUGGCGUCCCUUGGGGUGGAACGGGAUCAUCGACCUGGUCCCCCGAGCCUGCGUUGCCCUCCCGGAGACCCUUCCGGUUGAGGGAGGCGUCCCCUCGGCUUGGAGCAGUUCCCCUGACCAGGAGAGGGUAGGAGGCACCCUGGGCAGGAUCCAGGGAACCACGGCCGAGGUGGGGGUGGCAGUCCUCAGCCUGGAGCUUCCUCUCCUGGCUGCCUUGGAAGCAGCCCUGGGCCAGGAUCUCACCAGCAGGGUGUGGGUCGCCGCUGAAGCCUGGCCCACUGACCUGUCCAUCCACAGCCCCCGCAACAUUUCCAGCCUGGGGGAGGUAUUUGGGGUUGCUGUGCAGGAUGUCGCUGGGACAGGGUUGGAUGACUUCAGAGUCAGGGGGUCCUCGAGGCCCCCAGAUAUUUUGGCCUCCCCAGGACCCAGCCUAGUCGAGGGACCCAUCUCUCUGUUUUUCUUCCCCUUAGACAGGUUUACCUGCCAGAAACGCCCGCCAGACACCCGAUCCCAUCCUGGCCAAGAAGCAUGCUUCCCAAAGGUUGUGGUGUAUCUACAGUGGGACCAUCCCGUCUCCAUCAUGUUGCUCUUCCGCUCCUCUGGCCUCUCGGCCACCUUGGGCAUCCUCGUCACCUUGGCCCAUCGCGCCAACCCCUCGGGGGUGAGAUCAGCCGGGUUUUCCCUCAUCUUGGGCUUCUGCAGUGUCUUCUGCUAUGUUGGAGUCCCAGCUGAGCUGUGUCUCUUCCGCCUGGCCGGGUUCAGCCUCUGCUUCACCGUCUGCCUCACCUGCGCCGCCGCCUGUUCCUUCCAGAUCCUCUGUGCUUUCAAGAUGGUGGCCUGGCUGCCUGCAAACUUCACCUCCUGGUCCGCGUCCAAAGGGCAGUGGGUCUUCCUCGCCACAAUUUCCGCCAUGAUACUCAACCUCCAUUACCGCUCCCCGAAGCCCGUCCAGGCUGCCCUAAUGGGCAACCCGGCCGAGCUUUUCCUGACGUGUCACAUCAGCGACCUGUCCGUGGUUGUGCUCAACCAUCUCUUUGACGUGGUCCUCUCCUCCCUGGGCUUUUGCUCGGCCUAUGCGGGGAAGGCGUGGCCAAAGAGCUACAGUGAAGCCAAGUUCAUCUCCAUCAUCCUCUUCAGCUCCUGGGGGCUGCUAGUCCUGGUCACCCCAUUAUGGAAGGGGCAGCGGUUGCCAUCUUUGAGAUGGUUGUUGUGGUCUCAACCUGCCCAGCUUCUUCGGGCCCAAGUGUCGCGUCAUCUACAGAGCUACACCAUGGACCAGGGCUAG